CGGUGCCGGCGCACAACGCCCAAGGAGCGCUUCAAAACCCACACAGCCGAACACGCGACCACACGUAACCGCCGGGGGAUACGCACCGCUGCCUUGUGCACGUAACGGUAACACAGCACGCUUGUUUGAGCGAGUUUGUGCGGUGGUGGAGGUGAGCGUUUGCGAGCUGCUCGGCCGUGCGGUGCCGCCUGUGACCGGGGGCUGUCGCGCCCCCGACCGCAGUAACUGUAGCGCGUGUGUCCGUCUGUGGCCAGGUGUCGAGCGGCAGCGGCAGCGACAACGGUCGGACGACGGCGUCGCCGCCGCCGGGCCGCGUGCCGGCGCGCCACCAGAGCCCCGGCCGCAGCCUGACGCCGGCCGCCCUGCAGCUGUCGGCCGCCUCAGGAGCCGCCUCGCGCGAGCCGGCGCCCACGCCAUUCAACAAGAUGGUGGAUGAGAUAAUGGGUCGGUGCGGCCCGUCGACCGGCCGGGACACUGUGCUGCAUCAGCUGUCUGCUUACCGCAGCCGGCGGGGCGGCACGCUGCGCGGCGUGCCCAGCGUCCAGGUCAUCAGCGAGGUGACGGCGCUUAUCCGGGGCGGCGAAGCCAAUGGCUCACCAGGAGUGGCGGCUGGCUCGGGACCGGCCGUCCAGACCGUCGUCUCCAGAGAGGUGUGCACCAUCUGCCUCGAGCCCUGCCAGCCCAACCAGUCACGUCAACUGCAGUGUGGCCAUCAGUUCCAUGAGUUGUGCCUGAGGCGCUGGCAGAGCGGCGGCGUCAUCACCACCUGUCCCAACUGCCGUCAACUGCUAGCUGAGGUGGACUUCCCGCCCCUCGAGUAGCCCGGCCGCGCUCUUCGGGCGGCUGUGAACGGGACCAGGCGGCUGACGCUGCCCUGCGGCGGCGGCGUCAGCGGCGCUCUCGCCUGCCGCGGCCAGCCGGUCAGGCCGUGAAGAGCAGGCGGCCGCCACGCCCGGCGGCCGCCUGCUGCCUUCUGAUCGUGCUCGACAGUACUGUGAUGACGGAACCGUGUGUCGGGGGGGCGUGGCGCCAUGGCGCCCGCGAGGCUGCCGCGCCGUUUGGCGAUCUCUACAAGAGGGCUCGUACGCCGGUGCCCUGGUGAAUCACAUGUGAUCGUGAUUUGGCUGUGCUUGUUGGUUGGGGCGUGGUGCCGAGGUGACCAGCCUGGUACCAUCUUGCCCUUGAAGUUGGUGUUCACGGGGCUCGCCAAGACCCCUAAAACGAGACUCGGCUAUCUUUUUCCUUUCCCACUGCGCCGUUGUGACACGCUUAAGUCACAUUUUCGCUGUCGUUCCGGUGGCCCAAGCGCGGGCCGCACCCACUCUAGCGACACCUCCGGAGUUGUUUUUUGCGGGGGGGGGGGCUUGUUUGCCGAGCACGCCGCCGCAUUGACCAUGCUUGUUGCUUUGCUGCCUUAGGUAGUGUGCCGUGACAGCUGCCCGACUGGAGGCAGGCAUGUCGGGCACUGCGUGCGCUAGCACACACUGGUGGGCGUUAUCGCCCCGCUGUCGAUGGCACCUGAUCACUUCAUCCUUUCGAUAAUUCACCGGCCAGCUGUGACUGCCUUUGAUACACAUAGCCUAUGGGAUAUCCUAGAAUGAAUACUUGCGUUUGU
Messenger RNA from Pollicipes pollicipes, 1615 nucleotides. RefSeq names its product E3 ubiquitin-protein ligase DZIP3. Bases 426 to 821 code for a protein of 131 amino acids. The record is from RefSeq and is a predicted model, not a curated record. Gene Ontology annotation, molecular function: ubiquitin protein ligase activity. Gene Ontology annotation, biological process: ubiquitin-dependent protein catabolic process. Lineage: Eukaryota; Metazoa; Arthropoda; Thecostraca; Pollicipedomorpha; Pollicipedidae. The transcript is spliced from 4 exons.